AUGUCUCUCCAGCGGGAGAAGGAGGCCCUUGUAUCAUCAUUGCAACAAAACCAGGCGGAGUACGAGCAUCGAAUUCAGGAACUGGAAAGUAAACUCAUUCAGGCGAAUCGUCGCACGUCUCAAGCAGAGAUGCGGCUCACAGACAAUGAACGUUCCGCCUUGGCGCCCCUUCGCGAGCUCCGGGCCGCGUUGGACGACGUGGAGCGGCAGAAGAAGCGCCUGAUGGAGGAGGUGGAGUACUGGAAAGGGGAGUUUUCCGCGAUGGAGCGGGGGCGGGAAUCCGAGAAGAAACACUUCACACAACGACUAACCGAUAUGCAGAGUGAGAUGCAGCUACUGCAGAACGAGAGGCUCGCUGUCGAAGAGGAACUGCAGCAGAGCAGGGGGAAACAUUCACGGGCCCAACGGGCUUUGGAACACGCUCUGGAGCGCGCCUCCCAGGCAGAAGCAAUGAAGGAGCAGCUGACAGUUGCGUUGGAGGAGGCGCGAAGGCGGGUGGACAGCGCCAGCUCCAGCAACAGCAACAGCAACAACAUUGGCGCAGUAACCCCGAUUCCUGGCGCGGGGAUGGGGGAGACUGCAAGACAUUCAACGCCCUCCUUUGAUGCUAGCCACAGUAGCAUAGUGCGACCCUUGUUUUCAGUGGAUUCUGCCGACUCGGUCAGUGACGUCUGUCGCGGCAGCCGGAGACGUGUGGAGCGGGAGUUGGUGCGACAGGCCGUUGAGAUUGAGCGACUCCGCCGCGUGGAAGAAGAGGGUGCGGAAGCCAAGCAAAAGCUUUUAGUUAUUGCCGCCCAACAUGAUCUGCUCAUGCAAAUGUAUGGCCAACUUCGGGAGGAGCUUCAGAAAAAGCAACUGGAAGUGUCCCCAAAGUAG
This is a messenger RNA of Trypanosoma conorhini, 876 nucleotides long. RefSeq lists its product as uncharacterized. Lineage: Eukaryota; Euglenozoa; Kinetoplastea; Trypanosomatida; Trypanosomatidae. The record is from RefSeq and is a predicted model, not a curated record. The coding region runs from base 1 to 876 and encodes 291 amino acids. The transcript has a single exon.